UGACAUCCCAUUGGACCAUCUUUGGUUAAAUAUUAUGAAACAUGAAACAUCAACUGAUACUGAAGGAGAAACAACUGUGCAGCAGAAAGAAAUUUCUUGUACUUUUAUGAGAAGCAGGAGCAGUGCAGAGUUCACUGAGAUCCAGAGUCUUCAGUCAUCCCAUGGGAAGCACCAGGAUUCUGAAUGGAACAAAGUUCUUCCUCAUAAAAUGUUGGUCACAAAACAAGACCUGCUGCAGCAUGGAACCACAUGCAAGAAAUGUAAUGAGAGGGCAGUCAAGAAAACUGAACUAGAAAUGCAUGUGCAAACUAAAGAGGAAACAUCAUGCAGCUGGCUUAAUCACAGCAACAGUGUAACAUUUCAUGGCAACGACUUAUCUGAUCCAUUAAGUCACAGUGGGAAAAUACUGAAGAAUGCUUUGGCAGCACAUGAGCAGCUGUGUAAAAGAGAGAACCUAAAUCCAUGUGGCACGCAUGACACUGGUUUUAUAGAGAGAAAAAAAUGGAACAGUAUCAUGGUGCCACAUCAGAAUAUCUGCACUGGGCAGAAACCUUGUAGCUGUACUAAGUGUGACAAGAAUUGUAGAUGCCAAAACGCUGUGGCAGCACUGCAGGGUAUCAGUAAAGAGGAGAAACCAUAUAGAAUUUGUGGCAAGGGUUUUGGACACAAGAGUCAAUUGGUGGGACAUUCCUAUAUCCACAUUGAUCAUAAACCCUAUGAAUGUGCCACAUGUGGCAAGAGUUUCCAUCAAAAAAACAACAUGAUGAAACAUCAGAGGAUCCACACUCAAGACAAACCCUAUAAAUGUACACAGUGUGACAAGAGCUUUACUUACAAGUCUUCAAUGGUAACACAUAAGUAUAUCCAUACCGGACAAAAACCAUAUAAAUGCAACAUGUGUGACAAGAACUUCAGACAGAAGAUUCACCUGGUCAAUCAUCAGUCUACGCACAGUGCCCAGAAACUUCAUAAAUGCACUACCUGUGACAAGAGCUUUAGACAGAAAACCACUCUGAUAAGUCAUCAGUACAGCCAUGUUGGGGAGAAACCAUUUAAAUGCAAAGUCUGUGGUAAGGGUUUUGCAUGGAGGGAAAACAUGGUAAGACAUCAGAGCAUUCACACUGAGCAGAAGCUCAGAUUUGGAGAAAUGAUAAAAGAGCAGAAGCCUUGCAACUGUGCCUGGUGCGACAAAAGUUUUGGAUGCAAGAGUUACUUGGUGAGGCAUGAGCAGAUGGGGAGUCAUCAUGGUAUUUACACUGGGCAAAAACCAUACAGAUGCACAAUAUGUGAUAAGACCUUCAGGUGUGCACGGGCUGUGAAGAGGCAUCAGAGUGUCCACACUGGGCAGAAACAGUAUACGUGCACCAUCUGUGAUAAAACCUUUAGACUGAAGUCUCACUUGAUAACCCAUGAGAGUCUGCACACGGGAAAGAAACCCUAUAAAUGUACCUUAUGUGAUAAAUCAUUUAGAUUAAAACAUUCAAUGAUUACCCAUCAGAGUGUCCACUCUGAGCAGAAACCGUAUACAUGCACCACAUGUAAUAAGGGUUUUGUCUAUAAGUCAAGUCUAGCAGUGCAUCAGAGUGUGCACACGGGGCAGAAACCCUAUAAAUGCACCAUCUGUGAUAAAACAUUUAGACUGAAGUGUAAUUUUGCAAACCAUCAGAGUGUGCACAUGGAUCAGAAACCCUAUAAAUGUACCAUCUGUGAUAAAACGUUUGGACACAGAAAUUCAUUGAUUGGUCAUCAGACUGUCCACACUGGGGAGAAACCAUAUAGAUGCACCAUAUGUGAUAAGACCUUCACGCAGGCAGGGACUAUGAUGAGGCAUCAGCGUGAACACAUGGGGCAGAAACCCUAUAAAUGCACCAUCUGUGAUAAAACUUUCAAACAGAAAGGUAGCUUGGUAAUCCAUCAGAGAGUACACACUGGGCAAAAAAAUACAAAAAAUGAGAAGACUAAGAGGAAAAGUAGAAAAAGAGAUGAGUAAUGGAGAAGUCAAAGAAAU
Molecule: messenger RNA, 2008 nt
Organism: Protopterus annectens (West African lungfish)
Lineage: Eukaryota; Metazoa; Chordata; Ceratodontiformes; Protopteridae
Product: zinc finger protein 260-like
Exons: 2
Coding region: 35-1990 (651 amino acids)
Biological process (GO): regulation of transcription by RNA polymerase II
Molecular function (GO): DNA-binding transcription factor activity; RNA polymerase II cis-regulatory region sequence-specific DNA binding
Source: RefSeq, a predicted model, not a curated record